Polyodon spathula (Mississippi paddlefish) is the source of this 3145-nucleotide messenger RNA. Its product is annotated as NCK-interacting protein with SH3 domain-like. The record is from RefSeq and is a predicted model, not a curated record. Gene Ontology annotation, molecular function: protein binding; Arp2/3 complex binding. Bases 149 to 2341 code for a protein of 730 amino acids. The transcript is spliced from 13 exons. NCBI's taxonomy places the organism in Eukaryota, Metazoa, Chordata, Actinopteri, Acipenseriformes, Polyodontidae. Gene Ontology annotation, biological process: endocytosis.
UGCCCGUCUAGUGCGUGCACGACGCCUGCAGUGUUUACAUCCUGUUCUGCGGAGCUCCAGCGGGCGAGAGUGCAGGGUGUCAAUACAUAUCAACAGAGUUAGAUUGCUAUUGAGAGGAGCAGUGCGAAGCAGGCAACUUUUAAUAAUAAUGUACCGGUCCCUGUACGCCUUCCGCUCGCCGGAACCCAACUCGCUUCACUUCGCCGCCGGGGAGACCUUCCUAAUUCUGGAGCGGAGCAAUCGACACUGGUGGCUUGGCUCCCGCUCCAGCUCCGGCGAGUCCGGCUACAUCCCGGCCUCCUACAUUGAGAAGAUCCAGGUGAGCCACCGUGACGAGGGCCGCGGACUGGCUCCGUGUUCAAUGCAGGCUUUUCUUCAGACCCCCGAACAGGAUGUGGUGCUGCAGUCCAUCGACAGAGCCAUCGAAUCCAUUCACAACACCGCCAUGAAGAACGGGGGCAAAUACAACCUGGAGCAGCGGGACGUUCUGCAGAAGCUGAUUCACCACCGCAAGGAAACGCUGGCACGCAAGAGCCCAACCAAUUACAAGCAGAUCCUACCGUCCUCCGCCAGUGACUACCACAUCGGCUCCGCCCCCCAUGCCAACGGGCUGAGCCGCAACUAUGGGCGGCAGGCCAGCGAGCCGAUCCCAGAGAGCCUGGACCCAGGCAGGGGGGAGGAGGGGCUGUACCAGGUGCCCCCCCAGCCUCGCCGCGCCGCUCCCAUCACCCCCCCUCCUCCAGAGAAGCGCAGGGCCCCUCGCAGACCAGAGCCUGCAGUCCCCACCAGGAGCUCCUCAAUUGGUCCUGGCUCCUCCUCUGUGAGCUCCGUCUCUCUGGAUACACUGGGCAGCGGCUCCACCCACACCCCCGAGGCCAACAUUCCCAGUCCAGCCACCACCCCUCCCCCACUUCCCUGCCGGACCAGGCCUGCUGCUGACCCGGUGCCUCCCAGUCCCUCCCCGUCCCCCUCCCCACAGCCAGAGGCAGAUUCCCAGUCCCUGGCAGCCCCCUCCCCCUCUGCACUGUCACAUGCUCUUAGCCCCUCCCAUGGUGUGAAGGGGGCGGGGUCUGACCCCCGAGUGGACGUGCCUCCCAGCAUGGGGGCGGAGCUGAUCGAGCUGGUGCGCAGGAACACAGGGCUCAGCUAUGACCUCUCGAGGGUCGCCAUCGGGGUCGUGAUUGGACACAUCCAGAGCUCACUCCCACACACUGCUGAGGUCAUGGAGCAGGUCCUCCUCUCAUUGGUGGAGAGCAAGGACCUGAGCUCUGCCCUGCCUCGAGGACAGGUGUGUCACGAUGAGCAGCGUCUGCAGGUGAUCUUCACCGACCUGGCGAGGCACAAAGAGGACGCGCAGCAGCGCAGCUGGGCCCUGUACGAGGACGAGAGCGUGAUAGCCUGCUACCUGGAGGAGCUGCUGCAGAUAUUGACGGACGCUGACCCUGAGGUGUGUAAGAAGAUGUGCAAGAAGAGCCACUCCGAGCCGGUCCUCUCGCUCGUCGCAUACUAUCAGAUGGAGCACCGGGUGGCUCUGCGGCUGCUGCUGCUCAAGUGUUUUGGGGCAAUGUGUAACCUGGACUCUGCCAUCAUCUCAGCACUGGUGAACUCCGUCCUGCCCAUGGAGCUGGCCAGGGACAUGCAGACUAACACACAGGAGCACCAGAAGAUGUGUUACUCUGCGCUGGUCCUGUCCAUGGUGUUCUCUAUGGGGGAGCCCUUACCUUACCGUCACUACGAGCAGUUGAACCCGGGCUUCGUGGAGUUCCUGCUGGAUGUGGUGGAGGACGGGCUGCCCUCGGACACAACGGAGCAGCUCCCAGAUCUGUUCAUCAAUGUGCUGCUGGCAUUCAACCUGCACCUCAUGGUGCCGGUGAACAACAUGGUCAUGCAGACUCUGAUGAAGAGACCCAACGCCAAGGUCCUGACUGAGAAGAUCCUGCUGCUGCUUAAUCGGGGAGAUGACCCUGUCUCAGUGUUUAAGCACCAGCCCCAGCCCGCUCACUCGGUGCUCAAGUUCCUACAGGAUAUUUUCUCCAGCGCCGACACGGCCGGCAUCUUCUACCGGACUGACAUGAUGGUGAUGAUCGACAUCGUGGUGCGGCAAAUAUCAGACCUGUCCCCCGGAGACAAGCUGCGUAUGGAGUACCUCUCCCUGAUGCACGCCAUCAUUCGCUCUACAGACUUCCUGCAGCACCGCCAUCGCCUGCCUGACCUGCAGGGGGCGCUGCAGCGCAUCCUGGGGGAGGGCGAGGGGGGGGGCGAGGCCAGUCAGAUGGACCAGCUGAUCGUCCAGCAGAUCUACAAGGACUUCCCAGAGAUGCACACGGCUGCUGAGGACUGAGGCCUAGAGAUACACAGACACAAACACUAGCACACGCACGCACGCUUCAAACUACACAGCAGACAGACCCUUUAACACCUGUAUUUAUGCUGCUUGUGACCCGUACCUCAGCCCAAUACCACACCCCUCACCCCUCACAUCUUUGACAGAGCAGACCCCAUCAUCUUCAGAUAUUCAGACCCCCACUGAUCCUGAUAACACCCCCCUUGUGUGCAGCUGCUUAGACAAACUCUGCUCAUUUACAGUGUAUUCUGUCAGCAGCAGCCACUAGCACUCAAGCCCUAAUGGGAUUCUCAUCCUGACAGUGUCCUUGUUUGAAGUGCACAGUGAAGGCUGUUCACACUGGCGCUCUGCAGAGUGAAGGCUGUUCACACUGGCGCUCUGCACAGUGAAGGCUGUUCACACUGGCGCUCUGCAGAGUGAAGGCUGUUCACACUGGCGCUCUGCAGAGUGAAGGCUGUUCACACUGGCGCUCUGCAGAGUGAAGGCUGUUCACACUGGUGCUCUGCACAGUGAAGGCUGUUCACACUGGCGCUCUGCACAGUGAAGGCUGUUCACACUGGCGCUCUGCACAGUGAAGGCUGUUCACACUGUGCUGCUGUGCAGACUGACAGUGAAACUUUUUCCAGUGUCUGGGAAUGGGAUUCUGAACCCAAAUCUUUCAUCUCGUAAAACCAGGACUGGAAAAAACAAACCUUAAAUUAGAAUCAUCGAGUAGAAUUGCUGUGUGUGUGUGAGAGUCUGUGAGCCUGAGCUGUCGUUACAAAACACAGCCCAUUAAAUUAAGACUGAGUUCUUCAUUAA